Miniopterus natalensis is the source of this 3677-nucleotide messenger RNA. It is a transcript of the gene MIGA2, whose product is annotated as mitoguardin 2. Gene Ontology annotation, biological process: mitochondrial fusion. The record is from RefSeq and is a predicted model, not a curated record. Lineage: Eukaryota; Metazoa; Chordata; Mammalia; Chiroptera; Miniopteridae.
UCUCAGCUCUGUGGAGGGACCCUGUGGUAUGCACAUUCCUGUCUUUCUGCACCGUGGAUGGUGCCUGGGACCCAGCCAGCAACCAGUUGAAGACAUUCUCCUUGGAAACACUUGUCCCCAAGGGCUCUUGCCUGGGGUGUAGGCCCUGCCAUGGCGUUCCGGAGGACCGAGGGCAUGUCCAUGAUCCAGGCCCUGGCCAUGACGGUAGCCGAGAUCCCUGUGUUCCUGUACACAACGUUUGGGCAGUCUGCAUUCUCACAGCUGCGGUUGACACCAGGCCUGCGGAAGGUCCUCCUUGCCACAGCCCUGGGGACCGUGGCCUUGGCCCUGGCCGCCCACCAGCUGAAGAGGCGAAGGCGGAAGAAGAAGCAGGUGGGCCCGGAGAUGGGAGGUGAGCAUCUGGUCACGGUGCCCCUCCCCGUCCUCAUGGCCAGGAAGGUCCCAUCGGUGAAGAAAGGCUACUCCAGCCGGAGGGUGCAGAGCCCCAGUAGCAAGAGCAAUGACACCCUGAGUGGCAUCUCCUCCAUUGAGCCCAGCAAGCGCUCAGGCUCCUCCCACAGCUUGGCCUCGAUGGUGGCAGUGAACUUGUCCAGCCCCACGGCUGCGGGACCAUGGGAUGGCAGAGAGAUGGAGGAGUCUAUGACCACCAGCGACGGCAAUGCCGAGAGCCUCUACAUGCAAGGCAUGGAGCUGUUCGAGGAGGCUCUGCAAAAGUGGGAGCAGGCGCUGAGCGUGGGGCAGAGGGGGGACAGCGGCAGCACCCCCACGCCGGGGGACAGCCUCAGGAACCCUGAGAUUGCUUCAGAAGCACUUGCUGAGCCUGAGUCACAGCGAAAGGAGUUUGCAGAGAAGCUGGAGUCCCUGCUGCACCGGGCUUACCACCUGCAGGAGGAGUUCGGGUCCACCUUCCCGUCCGACAGCCUGCUGCUGGACCUGGAGCGGACCCUCAUGCUGCCCCUGACCGAGGGCUCGCUGCGUCUGCGGGCGGACGACGAGGACAGCCUCACCUCGGAAGACUCCUUCUUCUCUGCCACUGAGCUCUUCGAGUCCCUGCAGGUGGGAGAUUACCCGAUCCCACUCUCCAGGCCCGCUGCCGCCUAUGAGGAGGCCCUGCAGCUGGUGAAGGAGGGGAAGGUGCUCUGCCGGACCCUCAGGACAGAGCUGCUGGGCUGCUACAGUGACCAUGACUUUCUGGCCAAGCUGCAUUGUGUGCGGCAGGCGUUCGAGGGCCUCCUGGAAGACCAGAGUAACCAGCUCUUCUUCGGGGAAGUCGGCCGGCAGAUGGUGACAGGUCUGAUGACCAAGGCUGAGAAGAGCCCCAAGGGCUUCCAGGAGAGCUACGAGGAGAUGCUGAGCUAUGCUCUGAGGCCAGAGACCUGGGCUACCACACGGCUGGAGCUGGAGGGCCGAGGGGUGGUGUGCAUGAGCUUCUAUGACAUCGUGCUGGACUUUAUCCUCAUGGACGCCUUCGAGGACCUGGAGAGCCCCCCGUCCUCGGUGCUUGCCGUGCUCAGGAACCGCUGGCUGUCAGACAGCUUCAAGGAGACGGCCCUGGCCACUGCUUGCUGGUCGGUCCUCAAAGCCAAGAGGAGGCUGCUGAUGGUGCCUGAUGGCUUCAUCUCCCAUUUCUACUCCGUAUCGGAGCACGUUAGCCCCGUCUUGGCCUUUGGCUUCCUUGGACCCAAGCCCCAGCUUGCUGAAGUCUGCACUUUCUUCAAGCACCAGAUCAUGCAGUACCUGAGGGACAUGUUUGACCUGGACAACGUGCGCUAUACCUCGGUGCCGGCGCUGGCAGAGGACAUCCUGCGUCUAUCCCGGCGCCGCAGCGAGAUCCUGCUCGGCUACCUGGGGGCGCCGGCAGCCAGCAGUGUGGGCCUGAACGGCGUGCUGCCCCAAGAGAAUGGUCCCCCAGAGGAGCUGCAGUAGAGGGUGCGAAGGCUGGGGAGGGGUGGUCUGCUGGGGCCGCAUCCACGUGGGAAACGGCAGAGACAAGGUGCCUCCUCCCUCCUCUGGGUUGGCAUCCAAGGUCCUGGGCGUCUGUGGCCAUCAGCAGCAGCAGAGCCCAGGCCGUGGUGGCUGAGGGUAGUUGCCCUUAACCUUGCCCCACCCCCAUCAUCUGGGAAUCCCCAAGGCCUGGAGCGCAAACUUCCUUGGAGAGGGAUGGAGCCCCUAGGGGUCCGCCUGACUGUCCUCGGCUGUCCCUGGGGAAGCAGAGGCUGGACCAGUGGCCAGUGGGACAAAGUAGUGAGAGAGAGGAGGGUGUGAGGGAAUUGGGUUAGGCAGAGCUGGGGUGCCCUGAGUGUGGGACUUGGCUGCUGACAAGUGGGACUAGGAGGGCAGAGGUGGAAGGUGGCAAUGUCAGGACUCUGUGGUGAAGGUCACCAAUGUCCUGAGUUAGAAAGAACAUGGGCUGAAAGGCCUCAGCAUCCAGGCACAUGGCUGGCCAGUCCUGAUGCCUCCACCACCACCCUAGAGAGUUUGCAACUCGAGAGAGUGAGGGCAAGGGCCUCAGAGUGGGGCUGUGACUCUGGUGGACAGAGGAGGGACCUUUUCUUGUGCUCACAUCUGGGCAGGGACUGGGCACUUGACAGACGCACGCACCAAACCAGGACAUUGUCCUCUGACAUUCCUUGUCCCUCCAGAGCCUGUCAUUUCUCCUCCCACUUCUGCCACCACCAAAGACAGGAGGUGGGGCUGUCCUCCAGCCCCACCCACCUCCCUUCUGAGCCUGGAACGCCCUGGGUGGUGCCAGGUGCUGAGCUGGAGGCUCUGACCGGGAGUCAUCUCAGGCCCAUCACUUGUGCUGCCACUGGCAGUGGCCCCAGGAGUGAGGGGCCCAGGGACCAUGUCGGGGAAGGGAGGAAGGUGCACAGCUGGACCAGCUCCCCAGCCUCACUGGGACAGAAAACUGCCCAGCAUUGGCCUUCAGCUGGACGCACAGAUGCUCAGAGUCAGGCAGCUGCUCUGCAGAUGGGGGCUGUCAGCGCUUGUCCCAUCAUUGUCCCCCAUCCAUCUCGGUUUCUGUUAGCCCUGCAGACUCAGUUCUGUGUUCUCACUUCGGUGGGAUGUUUUAUUUAUUGCCUUAACACUUUAUCUUGAGGCUGUGCCCUGUCCAGGUUGAGAGGCCUGCAAGAGAAAUCCGCUUCUGGUUCUCCAUCCUCUGGAUUUGGGGACUAGCUCCUCAGGCGGGGUCCCUCUCCCCUGAAUGGCAAAGGGGUCCCAGGGGUUGAGUGAUCUUGCCCAUGGGGGUUGGGAGGGAGAUGUUGGGCGUGGCCUAUGGUCUGUGAACCCACUUUCCUCCUGGAACCCCCUUCCCAUGCUUCCCCAGACUGGAGGAGGGCUGUGCACUAACCCAGGUUCUGGCUCCAGACCCACCUCUCAGGCCGAGGUCAGUGCAGUGCCCAAGCCUCCUGGGAGGUAAGGACCGUGGCCCCCCUCCCUCCCAACAUUCCGUUCAUUUGCACUUGCCCAGCGCUGUGAAUGUAACCUUGGACCCGGGCCCUGCCCACACGGAUUUGCUCUCACAUCGCACAGAAGUGGCAUUUUCAGUCUGUCUGUGUUUACACUUCCAUGCACUGCCUCUGGCACCUGACCUGUUGCAGCUUCUGACUUUUGUAAGGUAGAGUGUCUGUGCAUUGACUUGGGUCAAAUAAAUGAUGUAAAGGAUUUCCUUCCGA